Messenger RNA from Drosophila innubila, 11581 nucleotides. It is a transcript of the gene Vps13B, whose product is annotated as vacuolar protein sorting-associated protein 13B. The transcript is spliced from 15 exons. NCBI's taxonomy places the organism in Eukaryota, Metazoa, Arthropoda, Insecta, Diptera, Drosophilidae. The coding region runs from base 172 to 11424 and encodes 3750 amino acids. The record is from RefSeq and is a predicted model, not a curated record.
GUAAACAAUUGAAAACUGUGGCAAAUGUUAUUUUGUUUUGUUUUUCGGUCUACAAUUUCAACAAAAUUAACAGAAUGUGCAUUAAAUUAGACACGGCGACAAUCGAUUAACUAGACAUCGCAUUGGAGUUUCAGUUAGCGCGCUGAGUCGACGUGUGGCCGGUCAGCGAUAAUGUUUAAACUAGAGUCUUACAUUACACCAAUUUUGCUUAACUACGUGGCGAAAUAUGUUAAAAACAUUCGCGACGAAGAUGCACAGGUCUCGCUGUGGGAGGGUGAGGUAACGUUUCAAAAUUUAGACCUCCGAUUGGAUGUGCUCGAAGAGGAAUUGAAUUUGCCCGUUGAAUUGGUAUCCGGCCACAUUCACGAGCUGUCCAUUCAAGUGCCAUGGACAAAACUUACGUCGGAGCCCGUGAGAAUUGAGAUCAACACGAUUGAAUUUGUGGCCAAGCUGCCCGAUGAAGAGACUAAGCAGCGGCUGCUAACCGAGCGACGCAGACAAAGGAACAGUGCAGAUGAGCUCGAUGAGCAGCAGAGUGGAGCCAUCAGUUCGGGAGUUGUCAAUAAGAUUAUCAACAACAUCAAUCUGCAAUGCCACAACAUUAUUCUAAAGUACGUGGAGGACGACAUUGUGGUCUCCAUGAACGUGCAGUAUUUGAACUUCAGUUCAGCCAACGACAAAUGGGAGCCAACCAUGAUCGAUGUCAAUCCCGUGAAUGUAUUAUUGCGCAAGCUCCUUCAAGUAUCCGACCUAACCAUUUGCCUGGACAAGCGAAACACGGCCGGCCGCAUUGAGGUGUGCCAGGAGCCAAUUCUCUACCGUUGCUCAUUGGAUUUGCGUGUCCUGCGAAAAUACAAUGCCAACACCGUCAGCACAUCCAGCACGACGCGCAUUGGAGUCUUCACCAAGUCACUGGACAUUAAUGUUUCUUCGUUGCAAUUCCCGAUGGUUAUAAGACUGGUUAAGAUGUUACUGGAACUUAAACCGGCUACCGUUGAGGAAAACACCUUUGCCAUGCAGGAGACGGUGGAGCCUCCAACGAGCGAUCCUUCACAACUGCGUGUCGUGAACGAGGCGCCAACUUCAAUGUUUGGCUGGGCCUGGAAUCUAUUGCCCAGCUUCGAUGCAGCUCCAGCCGCUCCUGCUGUCGAUGAACCCAUUGGCCAUGCCUUCGAUGUGGGUGUCUAUGCUGAGGAACUGAACUUUCAGCUUAAAAACUCCGAGAUAUUCACUGACCAGACCAUGGGAGGCAUCAAGCGCAUUCGCUACACACCAAUAUUGCGUAUAAGUCUUGGCGGGAUUUACUACGAGCGCUCCCAGCUCAAGGAAAGCGAUUGGGCAAAUGUGAGAGCUGGCUUGUCCAGUCUGAAUAUGGAACCACUGGGCAUCUAUCGCAGCGAUGAGCCCGUGAAUCAAACUCUGAUGAACACAAAGGAGGCACUAAACGAGCGUGCCUUUGUCGACAAGAGUUUGUUCGAUGAGCAGUACAUGUUUGCAGAUCGGACCUGGUGCACCAACAACCACGAUGAUUACUAUGCGCGGAACACCGACGAUUACAUGCUUUAUCGCAGUCCUGUCCUUGCCUUUGACAUUGUCGAGUAUCGCGCUCCCAGUCAAUCCAGAAGUCAGGUGUCGACGGAAGCGCAGCUCAAGGAUGCGGGUCUUCGUGUGAAGUAUCGUUUGCUGUCUGCCGGAAUAACGUUUCACUUUUCGCAGUCGUUUCUCCAGGUUAAAAAUGUAAUUAGUGAUUUAUUGCGUCCUUACGAUUACACAGGAUAUCAUGCAGAGUCCGGUAGUGAAAAUAUCAGUCGACCAGUGACCAGAGAUGAGGAGUAUAAGAACGAGUAUAUGACGUAUGCUGAUAUUGAGUACUUGAUUAAAUUCAUGCCCAUUUGCAACUAUCAUAUCGACCUGCGCAACAUGACUGUGAAGUUCUAUCCCCGCCAGCAAAGUACCGAGAGCUCAACCACCGCCAAUCAGCAUCGACUGACCACCACCGUCAGCCAAUCCCUGUUGCCCUAUUUGCAGCUGAAGAUGUCAUCGGUUGUGGGCACCAUCUGUCGUCCUGGGAAUCCACAGCGUUUGGUGGAGUUGAUCACGCAUCUGCAGGACAAACCGCGUGAGAUAAUCGAUUCAUGCUACACUUCCUACAAAUUAAAUGUGAAAAAUCUAACCAUAAUUGCACUCAACACAACCCCAGAGAUGGGCAGGGCCAAGCUUGUGAAUAUUCCCAGCAUGCAGGUACAGUUCAAUAAUCUCGUUCUGCCCCAUCUAUGGCGACAGAAUGUGGCUGCCCUGGAAACGGCUGAAAUACAAUCGGAGCUGAUUACUCUUGAGUUCUCGAAGCGAGAACUCGUGCUUAUCAAUCGUAUGAUACUGUUGAUAAUUGCCUAUGAUAGCGGUCGACUUGGUGCCCUGGCCAGAUUGGUAUCCCGUGCAAAUCUCUCCUCGGAUGUGAUUAAGCUGCAGACGUUGGUCACUAAAUUGCGUCUCAACUAUCGCAAGUAUCACACGCAUGUGGCAAUGUUGGUUUCAAUGCGCAACCUCAACACAGAUGUCUACCACACGAUGAUGAACAUACGCAACGUGGUGAUAUCCACCAACAAGGGUAUUCACAACAAGUGGCUGGAGUUACAGUUGCAGAUUCCACGUGAGGAAUCUGCGGUAAGCGACAACAACAGGACACCAGCAACUGCAGUUUGUCUUUGGCUUGAGAAUUUCCGCAUUACACUGGACAUUUAUUUGGUUCAAUUCUUUAACUCUUUCAACUAUGUGGACUGCAUGGACACGGAUCACGAAGGAGAUUCGGACACGCUUAGUCAAUUGGAAAGGCAUCAAUCGUUUUCAAACAUUUCAUACACUUCGGUUUCAGUGUUAAAACUUCCACAAAAUGAAAUGCAACCACGUCGCGCUAUUCGCAAUAGCCGCAAAGCUUCAGUUCCUGCGGAGACAAUACAUUUGAGUUCCGAACGUGAGGAGAAAACUAUUGUACAGGUGGACCAAGUGAAACCAGAGACGAGCAACACUUCAACAGCGACUUCUGUGGAUCUAGUUAAGCUUAUACAAAGACUUAGCUCAAUAGUUGUUGUUGUUGAUAUGGCAAAGGCAAGGAUCGAUGUAUGUGAAGUGAUGCUGAGGAAAAACGUAAAAGAACAGGCCGUCGAUUAUACAUCCAUUCGUCUGCCACGAACGAAGAUAACGUCAAGCAACUGCAAGGAUGUGAUUCGUGGCAAUAUACGCUCCACCAUCUACAUGUCGGAGAGCAUAGAAAUUUGCAAGUGGGUUGUGGAAUUGACUGAGUUUUAUAUGUGUCUUCGACGGGCAAACAAGACUGAUAUGAUUAUAGCUCCUGUGCAUACGACAAUCACCAUAGCCUUGUCCCACAAGAUUAUUGAGAAGUCGCGACCAAAGGUGAAUCGACAUUUGGAUUCAUUUAUUGAGGAUCCCAACAUUGAUGAAUCGAAGCAUGCCAACGCUAAGAAAGUUGACUGGGAAAGACAAGAGCAAGCGGAUAAAAUGCAACAAUCGCUGAAAACAUGUUCAAUCAACGUGCAUGUGGACAUGUCGGAAAUCUGUUUAUUUGGACAUCGGAUGAAGCUUUUGUAUGAACACUUUGAGAUCGUAUAUGCCAUAUAUAAAGCGAUACGUCUGCUGGAUGCCAACAAUGAGUGCUUUGACAUUGCCUCUAAACGCAUGUUACAAAUCUUCACGGGCAGCGUAGCGAACAUUCCAAUUAUUAAGGAGUUUUUAGAUCUCGAUCCGGAUUAUGUACCUUCUGAUUUGGACAGUGAAACAGACGAUGGUGUCUCUUUAAUAAUAUUUUGUCAGUGGACAAUUCCACGCAUCGCCUUAGAAGUUGAAACUGUUGCCGCUCGUUAUCAACGCAGGGUUAUCAUCAACUUUGAAGAUCUCUUGCUGAAUGUGGAUAAGCAUCCGGAUUUCACUAAAAUCACAAGUAAAGUGGAGAACGUUAGCCUCAAUUUCUUCGAAGCAAAGAUGACGACUGACUGGAAACUUGUGGAUAAUGUUAGCAUCAAAAUGCUGGGAGAUAGUUCAAAUUUGCCAAUGAUAAGUGUCGUCGUGACCACAGUCAGCUUAAAGGAUCUUUAUUCGAAAAUUGGUGCCCUAAAUUUGUACAACAAGAAGCGCACAAUCUCUGAGAUAAUUAUUGACUUGCAGCCAAUUGAGAUAAUAUUUGAUUUGGAUAAGAUAGCUGAAUUUUUAAUAUAUCAAUGCGAGGUAUUGGAACUCAUGCGCAACGAUCAUCGUAUGAAGGCGCCCGUAAGCGAGGAGCAUAAUCAAAGAGAGAAGAUUAUAACCGUACAGGAUCUGCCAAUGGUACAUCUAAACAGCAAGGGCAUCUAUAUCUACAUUCCGCAGGAGACUGAAAAGAAGCGCUGCUCCGUUCUUCUGUUGCGGAUCGAGAGCAUUAAAUUGACUCCAAGUGUAGAGAAUCCGCUGGUGCGUCCACUAAUUCGCCAGGAUAUUUACAAUAAGGCAGCUGAACUAAAUAUGCUCAACACUCCCGGAUCUCUGGUUGAGGAUCGUCAGUACGAGCUUAGUGUGCGUAAUAUUUCACUCUCCACUGGCAAUUGGGUACAAACUCAGAAGUAUCGUUUGGCAAAGUCGCUUUCGGAUGAGCACAACAAUCCAGCUUUUGAGUGGAACAAUCUGGCACAGUCCACGGAGUUGGAGCAUAUGGACAUUUUUAAAGACUUUGAUUUUAUCACUAUCUACGCACCAGCUAUAAAUUUCGAUCGUUUUCUGGUCUCUGGUCAAAUUAUCGAAUACAAUUGUGUGACGGACUUUCUGGCCACGUUAAACACCCAACAGAUCCACUUGAUAUCUCAAAUUACCGAACAACUCCAGCGAUUACGCAGCAUUUUGGACAUUGACUGCUCGAAACCUAAUGCACGGAAUAAAACAUCUAACAAUUUAAAUACGUCUGCCUCACAACAAUCUAUUAGUUCGAUGUUUAACAAGAAACCAGCAGUCGUAACAAACUAUACUCCCAUGGUUAGGAUAUCAGCACGUAAAAGCUUCCAUGAUGCCCAGAGCAGUAGCGACAUUAUGUUUGAUGCCGGCCAAAGUGAUUCGGGCAUUAACAUGAGCAAAACCUCUGCAGGCGCAAUGCAUUCGCAAACGGGACUUACGGAGAAUCAAGCUGUUACUCGGCAUAAAUUGAGUUAUCCAUCGAGUGUUUCAUUUGUGGCGGGCAAGUUUUCGCUUCAGAUCUAUGAUGUGGUGGAGAUUGAGGAUGAGAUGCUGUUGAAACCGCUUCUAUCAAUAACCAUAUCGCAGCCCAGUUUCUUGUCAAUGAAAACUCUGCAUGCGUCCACGACACAGGCCUCAAUUUUUGACUUUAAUAUCAAUUUAGCCAAGACGAUGACAGAGAGAGAACUUGUCAGCGAUACGGAAAUCGAUUCCAACAAAUUUAGCGAGUUUAUAUUCGACACGAUGCCGGGCACAUUGGGAAGUUCUGGAAUUCCACCACCACUGCUCUCGGUGAAGGCACAUCGAGAUCGCAGCCACCAGCUGGAGGUGGAUGUGGAACUGGGCAGACCAAUGCUAAUCCGACUCUGUGAGAGGAGUGUUAAGCUUCUAUUGAGCGAUCUCAUUCGCAUAUACACAUUGCUUCAGGAAACUCCGUACUUUGCUGUGCGCAACGAAAAGCCUGUGCUCAAAUCGACGCCAAUGAGUCAGUUAAAGCUUUAUUGCUUCAAUGCGGAUCGCCUGCACCUGGUGUGUGAUCGCAUAACCAUCAAGUUCUACGAUGAGCAGCGUUACUUCAAGUGUAGUGCCGUCUUUCUAGAUCUUAAUGCUAACGUCAAGUUCAACACGCGACCGAACAAGGCGUCCAUUAAGGCGACUUUGGGAUCGAUCUAUUUGCAAACCGGCGAUAAGAUAUUUCUCCAUCCGCUGCUAAUGCGUCUCUCCGCAGAUCUGCUAAGCGAACCAUGGUGCGAUCAGCUUCUGAUAACAUCCACAUUGAAGCUCAAUGUUCUCCACGUGGAUGCAAGUGUACUUAGCAUAUUGCAGAUUUGUAAGGCAAAAGAAAAAUUGGAUAGCAUCAUGGAACAUGUCAACGAGGAGUGGCAAGAGUUUCUGCAUAAUCGGCCAUCCUUUGGAAAGCCAGAUGCUCCGCCCUUGGAAUCGCUAUUUGCCUACAAACCUCACCAAUCGCAGAUCGUUCACUCGAAGACGUCUGUGAAACCAAAGGCAGAGUUCUAUCGUGAUGAUCUACGUGCUGGAGCUUUUCAAUUUGUCUAUCUAAAUACGGACUCGGUGCUGCCUAUGCCCUACCAGGUGCAGAUAAUUAAAAAGAACUAUGGCAUCGUCUGUUGGCGCUAUCCACAGCCUCGUCAGAUGAACAGAAUUUAUAUUUAUCCAGUGCCAAUGCCGGUGGAGAAUCCCAUACAUAUCAAGUGCCGCAUGGAAUAUUUUAGUGAAACGCACGAAACUUUCUUGCAUUAUUGUGAUUUUGAGCUGUCGGAGAUUGCCAGCAAGCAAUUGGCACCGCCAGAACGUCAAAUCAGCGCCACAAUUUGGCGUGUUGUCAUUAUGCAGUCACUGAUCUCUGUGGAUGGCACCUGCUUUGAUGCGGAUGAGGAUGAGGAACUGCAGUCGAUUGAGAGUAAUCGCGUUGUACAGGACUUUAAAGGAAAUUUGGAUAACGAUUUUAUAUUGCAUCCUAAAGUUCUUGUCGGAUGCAUGCGCAUUGACACAACCUUCCACCCCGGACUGGUGCCAAAGCUACAGUUGUUAUUGUGUUGUCAGGAUAUUGAGGUAAACUUCCUGAACAUGCCGGAUGCCUCAAAUGUCCUUCCACUGCAACUCAAGAAAUACGAUCUGAAAGUGAUCACAGAGUUAACUCAAACCUUUCUCACCGUCCAUGUGGAUAAUCUGCAGAUACAUUCGAACAUGUACACUCGAAAGAACUAUAGUGUCGAGACAAACUUUCGCAGUCGCAUCAAAUGCCUUGAUUAUGGCUUCUUUAACAUGGUCGACAUAUUAGAACCGAUGACAUUCCAUAGUUAUUUAAGGUUCAACAAGAUGAAACGAUUGUUGAAUGCCAAUUUAAUGGUGGACAAGCUGCGUAUCAAUUGCGGUCCUUGGGUGAUACAUACUCUGCUCUGUUCCAAGCAGCAUUGGCAGGAAGUAAUGAAACAGAACAAGGUGGUCAACACAUUAAUGCCAAGAUUGGUAAUAGUCAAUCGAAUGCAGUUACCUAUUACUUUCGGCCAGACUGGCACCAACGAACGCAUCUCGGCCAAACCCCAAGAGCUCUGUCUUUACUAUUUCUGUAGCGAUUAUCACAGCCAGGAGCUGACUUUCUGCAAACAAAAUCCAGAAACGAAAGAAUUGGAAGUUAGCGAAUCUGUGCACAUUGCCUUAAAGUUCGACGAGGAUAUUCGUGUGCGUCACGUGCGAAUUGGCAACGGUUGUAUGACGAUAAAGCAGGGCAAGUUGUCGGCCACGCAGGUGUAUGUGCUCGUUAAGGGCCAGAUUGAGCUUUUGAACAUGGCGCCCUUUAAGCUGCUCACCGAGUUCCGAUCCGAGGGCAAGCAAUACGAAGAGCAAGGACAAAAUCCACUGGGACACUGGCUGAAUGCCAAGGGACGCACCUCCUUUUACCAUACGGUGGUGCGCAAUGAGGACAUCACAAUGCGUCUUAAGCUGAGCACAGAUCAGGGCAAAGGACGCACUGGGGACAUUCCAUUGAAACCGAAUAACAGUCUGCCCUGGCUCGUUAAAGUUCCCACUCAGCAGCCGCAGCAGUUCAUCAGCUUGUGGGUGCGUAUUCUCCGCGAGGACAUUGUCUUAGAUAAUGUGGAGGAUGGCUUCCAGCCGCAGAAGAUACUCGUUAGCAUUUGGCCCAUAUUUGAGAUAUGUAAUCUGCUUAGCUGCGAUCUGCAGGCAACGGAGACAACCACCAAUGAAAAGUUUACCAUUCCCAGUCAAGGUGGUCGUCAGGCUCUUAACACGGCCACAACGCAUUCCACCGAGCAUCCUGUGCAAUUUGAAUUUCCUUCCGAACUUGGGCCCGCUUCUCAGAGCGAAUAUACGUUCAUGUUAAAGAAUAUGGAUUGGCACAAGUUCUUUAAUUACGAUCCCGCCGAGUGGACAAUUGAGGGCACGCUGCAGAAGCUGGACAAAAAACCGAAGACCAAAUGGCCGCUCAACGAUGCCGAGGAGCUACGAGUGCAGCGAUUCUCCAAGCAUCUUAACAAAUUUGAUAUUCAGUAUCGUGUGCAGGCGACACGUGAGUUUUCCUGCACGCUGGGAUUGGAGGUUGCCGCCUGGGGCAUGUUUAUCAAUGCCACGGGUCAGGUAGUGAGUAUAUCCUUGCCCGUGGAAGGUGCUCGCUAUUCGAUUGGAUCGAACUGCUUGGAAAUGUUACCCGUGCUAAGCGGUCACUUUACCAUCGAUAUACCUUUUGGCUCCAAUUGGAUUCCAUCGUUGCCAAUUUGUCUGGAGCAACAGACGCAGGCGGUGCAGACGUCCAGUGGGAUUGGACGUCCUGUUGUCCUGCGACUCAAUUCCUUUGUAGACAUAGUUGUGGUGCGCAACGAGGACGUCUUCCGCAUGAUCUUAGAGUAUAAUAUGGAAGACGGACGACGUGUAUUUAAGCUGCGCUCUAAGUUUAUUAUAGCUAAUUUUACGGAUGUGAUAUUGCAUGCCAUGCCGCUAACCAUGGAUCAUAAGGAGACCUCUAGUCGGGAGGAUGUCAACUCGCUGGACUUGACCAAAAAUAUACGAAAUCUUCUGCCCAUUAAGGCCAAAGAGAAUUCCAUUGGCGUCACCAUGGAGAUGUUUCACGAUCUUAACGCUCGCAAGACGAAACACAGCAGCGACACGGCUUUUGUUUACUUUGUUAGCUUUGCCGUAAUUGGCACUCAAGACAUUUCCAUGCCUAUUCCCCUCGCGUUGCCGUUUACACGUCGCUGCUUUAGUUUGCAGGAUGGAAAAGAUUCGAUACCUUUAACAAUCACUUUGAUUGAGAAGGACAAUGUUUACUAUCUGAGUGUGUUUAGGGAUACAGCGCCGACCAUUGUUAUUAACAACAAUACCAAUGUGAAGUUCAUUGUUGCCCAGACAACGGCCUCGGGGAACAGCAAUGUCACCUGCACCACUUCCGAGUUUGCUGGCAAGCACUUUGAGUGGAAUCAGUUGAUCGCGCCCUAUAGCCAAUGCUACUACAGUCCUCCGCAGAUGUAUGCCAAUUUUCCGGAUGUGGAAUUCAGCAUGUGCAAUCUUUCGCUGGCUCUCUACAAUGAGUCCGGCACUUGUGGUAAAAGCAAGAUUGGCUGGUCCAAACCUAUAAGGACUGACAAAUCGUGGAAGAAGUUCAUGCAUGUGCCCAACCAUGGUGACAUCAAAGUGGUGAUCUGUGAUAAGCAUCGAGUGAUACGCCUUAAUAUCUAUUAUAUAGCGCAGCAGAUGGAGUUUUCUGUCAAGGACUUGCGCUCACGUCUGAAAAAACCAGAUGAAGUGAAUCCACUUUUGCCGGAGAACGUCGCUCCGUUGACGACAGAAAGUGAUGCGGAAGGAUUGGAGGUGAAGGCAAUCAGCUCUGACUGCAUGCACUUCAAGGAGGAGUGUGAGAUGAAGAUGCAGCUGUUUUUGCGCACCUUCAUCAAGAGUUUUGUGUUCAGCCUGCAAACGAAUAAUCGAGAACAAGAUUACCUCAAGACUGAAGUGUGCAAUAUGUAUGCGGAUGAUGUGAUGUUGGCCUACGAUGAUGAUGACGAUCAGCGCGUGCUUAAUCUGCAGCUGCCCAAUCUACAGCUGGACAAUCAACUGUACUCCAGUGGCAAAUAUGAUUUCCCAGUGAUUCUCUGUGCCCAACAGCUCUACAAACGAAACUGUUGCCUGCCCCAGGUCUACGAUCUGAAUGCGGUUUAUAAGCGUCAAGCGGAACGGUUGCCCGUCUCAUUGUUGACCUUUGUGUUCUACCAGGACGAGCUGCAUUUUCAGUCCGUGCGUUGUCAGCUUCAGCCGUUGCGUGUCUACAUCGAGGAUGCGUAUCUGAAUCAACUCCUGGACACCCUCGUUGAAUGCGAGCCCUCCAACUGCGUCUACACGCCGCAUGCGGAAACUGAUCGCGUUGAGUUGCAAGAGGGACAGACCUUGUUGCCAGUGCAUGUGGUUGCCCAGUCGGUGUAUAUUUCCGAGCCACUUCGAUUAAAUAGCUUUGUUGUGGAGCCUCUCAGUCUGUUGCUCUCGGUGCACACAUCCUCAAGACUGUACAUUGCCUUGGAUCAUUCGCCUUUGUCCUUCUCCCGCUACGAGCGUCAGCAGAUACUGACGGUGCCCCUGCGCUUUGGUCAAUCCCUGGGUCUACAUUAUCUGAGUGGCGCCAUCUUUGGUGCCGGCUGGGUGGUGGGGUCCCUGGAAAUACUGGGCAGUCCCAGUGGAUUAGCACGUUCCUUCAGCACGGGAUUGCGUGACUUCGUCUCCAUGCCAGUGCAGGGUCUAUUUCGUGGGCCUUGGGGAUUCCUCGUGGGCGUUACCCAAGGAUCUGCUUCCCUACUGCGCAAUGUCACCGCGGGCACGGUUAACUCUGUGACCAAAUUGGCCGGAUCUGUGGCACGUAAUCUGGACAGACUUACGCUGGAUUCGGAGCACAUUGAGCUGACGGAGGCGCGGCGAAGGGCACGUCCCCAAGGCUUUGCGGACGGUCUAACCCAAGGAUUGACCGGCCUGGGAAUCAGCUUGCUGGGCGCUGUCGGUGGAUUAGCACAUCACACGCUGGAGGCACGCAGUUCCGUGGGUGUCUUAACGGGUCUGACCAAAGGUAUUGUUGGGGCUCUGACUAAGCCCAUAAGUGGAGCUGCCGAAAUGCUAGCACUGACUGGCCAAGGAGUACUUCAUACAGUUGGGUUUAAUACCAUGCCAAAGCAGGUGGAACCAAGCUUUACCCGGAAUGUUGCACUUCAUGCGAGCUCCUAUCGCAUCUGGCGUUAUUUGCCACAGCAGUUGAAUAAAGAUCAGAUACUGUUCUUCCACAAGAUUACGCUGAUGUUGAAUGGACAAAUGCAUCCGGCAUUGUUAUUUGUGACAUCCACAGUGCUGGUUAUCAUGGAGCUGGAACGCGAAGAUUUGACAUUCAUUGCGUCUGUGCUGAAGGUGGAGGUGGUCGCUGAUCGAGAAGAUCCGUCCAAGCUUUUCCUAAGCCUCAAACCUGAACAGAUUGACGAAGUCCAAGGCCAAAUGAAGUACACGAAUGAGAGGAUCAUGAGCUUCCUGAAUGCUUCUCGGGCGCAUGUGUCGGUAAACGAUUCCCUGAAUGAUUUACUGCAAUUGAACGAUCAGGAGGAGGACGACGACGUGCAUCGUCAGUCGCAGUGUAUCUUCUUCCUCAAGCCAAACAUGGGAGAGCAUCUAAUAUAUUACCUGAAGGUCAUCAGGCAAACGCAGUAAAUUUAACAUCUGUACAGAGGAUGUAUUGUUAACUAGCUGCAUACAUAUACAUAUAAAAAUGUAUAUUCCAUUACGUCUACCUGUCCCCGUGUGUUUUUGUGUGCAUUCUGCAAAGUAUUUUAGAAUUUACUGUUAGCUUUUCCCAAAAACCAAAAAU